ACUACAGACCGUCCAGUACUACAGUAUGUGAAGAGGGUGCAUGUGAAAUGCAGGGUUGGGCAGAGUUUCGGAGCACGUUCAGUUGACAGGCGUCGCUGUUGCUGCUCAAUUCGGAUAACAACACAGCCGAAUACAAGGAGCUAGAGAGAUACUCUUCUUUAACUGGAUUAAGCCAAGACAAGCUGUUUUGGACGGAGCGAACUGAAGGCGGAUGAGCGCAGCCCGCGGGAGUGCAAGUGUUUUUCUGUGGCGGGGUCCAGUUAGCGAAACAUGAACAAAAACUUCCGCGUGCCGAGCAACCGAACUCUGAACGCCGUGGAGGUGAAAAGCAAGUUUGGAGCAGAGUUCAGGCGAUUCUCUUUGGACCGGUCCAAGCUGGGACGUUUUGAUGAGUUCUAUGGCUUGCUACAGCACGUGCAUCGGAUCCCCAACGUGGACCUUCUCGUGGGUUACGCCGAUGUCCAUGGGGAUCUACUGCCAAUCAAUAACGAUGACAACUACCACAAAUCUAUCUCCAUGGCAGCGCCUCUACUCCGCCUCUUCUUGCAGCGGAAAGAGGAGGCAGAUUACUCCGCAUUUGGCACGGACACCGUGACCCGUAAGAGGACCCCAGUGGCGCUUGCUGCAGUACUCCUCCGUCCGGACGCCAACAAGAAGCCUCCUAUUAUCAUCAGCCUGCCCAAAGAUUUCCGCCCAGUUUCCUCCAUCAUUGACGUGGACAUUCUCCCAGAAACGCACCGCCGUGUCCAUCUCUACAAACACGGUCAGGAGAAACCUCUGGGCUUCUACAUUCGCGACGGCUCCAGCGUGCGUGUUACACCCCAGGGCCUGCAGAAGUUUCCGGGUAUCUUCAUCUCCCGCAUGGUCCCUGGAGGCCUGGCAGAGAGCACAGGCCUGCUGGCCGUCAAUGAUGAGGUUUUGGAAGUCAACGGAAUUGAGGUGACCGGAAAGUUCCUGGACCAAGUAACCGACAUGAUGAUCGCAAACAGCCACAACCUCAUUAUAACUGUCAAACCAGCCAAUCAGCGCAAUAAUGUGGUACGCAACGGCAAUAGUGGAGACGGGGCCACAUCUGGCAGCUCAGGACGAUCCUCUGACAGCAGUACCAGUUUCUAUGGAUACUCUGCUCCGGGCUCCAUGGCAAUGACUCCAUCCCAUAUUAUUCAGAACUAUGAGCAAGAUGAUGAAAUUGAGGAUGAGGAGGAUCUGGUGAUCGAGGGCAAUGGAGAGACUAAACUCAUUCCACAGGCACCAGCUCGGGCGGCAGCCAGCUCCAGCAUGCCCACUCUCCCCAGAUAUGAGCCCCACCUCAACCUGCAGCCCUCCAAUGGUGCCAUGGCAACAAGUGCAAGUGUGGGGUCUUUGAAUGCCCAUGACGGAGGUUUUGAGGGGCGAAAUCUAGAGGAGGACGGAACAGUCAUUACUCUGUAGUAACAUGAGAAACACACUUAGACACAAAAACAAUGACUGAAGCAACAUACACUAUAUGGCCAAAAGUAUGUGUGGAUACCUCCCUCUUUUUUUUAUCUGGUUUGGUUAUUCCAUUGACAGCAAAUCUUAAUGUGUCCUCACAGAAAUUACUGGAAUAGCAAACCCUGUUAUUUAGAUGGGGGUAUCCAGAGGGCGUAUUUUGGGUCAUAUUACUGUAUAAUCAUCCACAAACAGAAUCACAUGCCAAUACACACUCUUGUGUGCCACAGAACUGACAAUGUAUGUAUUUUAUUUGGGUGAACAGUGAAUAUAGGACCAAGAGGGGUGGCCAGUCACUACAGCACCUUACAGCACUUAUCUAUAAUCAUAGGACCAGGUCGUCCCCAUAAUCAAUGGAGAGCAGCACAGAACUAAAAAAAGCUGCUUUAUGAGUAAUAAUGAACUUCCUGAGUCAGUGUGAAUGAAUGCAGAUGCAAGGUAUUAAUGUCUGUCACAUGACUAAGAACGGGUCUACUUGGGCCCCAUAUGAGUCACGACAAUCUUUGUCUUUGACAACCACUCCAUUCAAAGCCACAUGGCCUUAGCAUUAUCAAAGAGAACAAAGUGUAAUGGUAUACCCAUCCUUUGUGCUACCAUAGUAACUGACUCAGAGCUGUGUUCUGUGAUGGUACUUUUCAAUUUUAGGAGGAAUGCUGAAAUAUGUGCCGUAUAAUUUCCUGUCUACAAUACUAACAUGCCUCUCGUGAUGUCAGCUUACUAGUUCUUAAUGGUUUUCAAGGGAAUCAUGAACAUUUGUGGAGGCUAGACUGAAUGUUUAGGACACUUUUAGAAUUUUUUUAGAUAUCAGAUAUUUCAGUAAGGUUUAGGGUGCUGCCUCAUUUUAGAUACAUACAUAUUCUAUGUACAGUCUCUCUCAAAAGUUUUUAAUCAUAGCCAAAAAUACAGAUUACUUUAAUAUUUUUCAUACUGAUAUUUUUUUAUUUGUACCACUUUUAAUUCUUUAUGACAACGGCUAUCUACCUGCAGGUUAUUUUUCCCAUCGACCUUUAUGGCACAUGUGAUAAGGCUUGAGAUCCCUGUCUGUGGUUAUCAUGUUUCCAUUGAGUACUCUGAAGUCAACAGUGGACUGCUUCAUGUAUGAAGAGUGUCUCUAACCUUCUGAAUAAUAAGCAUUUUGAGUGAUUCAUAGAGAAACAAAGUGUGAUUUGCAGUGAUUUUUAAAUUACAAUGGUAGACCAUUACCAAAAUAUUCUCCCUUAUCAAUAUUUUAGAGGUGAGAACUUGCUUGGAGAUCAGCAAAGGCUAAAACCAUCAAUAUGAGCUUUUGAGAUCUCAGAGUUUGUGUGAACAAAUGCACUGAAAGAGACUGACAUGAUUCGAUAGUGCCUCACUCUAACCUAGGACCUGCUGUCAGAGAUUCAGCCAAAGUAGCCUUUCAUUGGCUUCUUCUUUUUAUUUUCUGUUUUUUUAAUCUCACUGCUGUCUCACUUUCAGAUUAACUAAUGAGAAUCCUAAACACCGGAGAUUUAUAAAUAACCAGACUAGAUCUGCUGUCUCCCCCAAAGCAUUGAGUAGCACACGCACUGUAGCUAUUAUCCUAUAUGCUUUAUUCAGAUCAUCCUAAAUGUUUAAACGACAUGUUGAAUGGAGUCUUUAGCGGUGUUAAAAAAUAAAUUUGUAUAACCACUACACAUGAUUUGGGAUUGUAACCACAGACAUUGUAUUUAUUUUCAAUAUGUAUUUUUACUUGAUUUGUUUUAGCUGACAUACAAACCUCAUGAUUUAGAAAUUAUUAUUAUUAUUUAUUUUGGAUCUUCUCUAUAAAAUUAUGUUUUAAUGGGUUUUCUUUACCCAUCGUCUUCUUUUUUGCUCCUACUUUUUUAGGGGACAGAAAUAUUAAGAAAAUAACUUGCUUUUUUCCAAACUGUGAAUAUCUUUGCAUUUCUAAAGAAGACCAUAUAUCUAUGACCACAUGCUACAGGAGACCUAGAAAUUAGCUUUUAAGCAUUAUCGUUCCUGUGUCAAUUCCUCUUUUUGAUAAUGAGCUAGCCAGAUAGAUCUUAAGGUAUAGAUUUGUACUGAAAUUUUCUGUAUUUUCUUAUUAGUGCUACAUUAUGUAAUUUUGUUUCACAUAAUGAAAUUUUAAAAGGAUAAAUACUAUUUUAAGACAGCUGCACAUGUAGUAAAAUGUUGGAUGAAAUAAACUAAUAUGUAU
Xyrauchen texanus (razorback sucker) is the source of this 3646-nucleotide messenger RNA. RefSeq names its product par-6 partitioning defective 6 homolog beta (C. elegans) (gene pard6b). Gene Ontology annotation, molecular function: protein kinase C binding. The record is from RefSeq and is a predicted model, not a curated record. The transcript has 3 exons. The coding region runs from base 271 to 1431 and encodes 386 amino acids. Lineage: Eukaryota; Metazoa; Chordata; Actinopteri; Cypriniformes; Catostomidae. Gene Ontology annotation, cellular component: nucleus; cell cortex; apical plasma membrane. Gene Ontology annotation, biological process: establishment or maintenance of cell polarity; regulation of cellular localization; centrosome cycle.